UUGUGACAGGUGAUGGUUUUCUCGAGGAGAGAUUUGAACGGCCAAUGCUGCGCCGAUUCCCGGUAUAGGGUUUCGAGCCGACGUGAAAAUUAAACGUGGUCAGUCUUGUCAGAACUCUUGCUUAGACUGAAGGACUCUACUUAUUUUAGAACAAACAAAAUGGACAAGAGCUUGACUUGGGUGAUUCUAUUCGUCCUCGUUGACAUCUCCUUGGCUCGGGACGAACGAUUUUUCAGUUUGUUCAACGUGGUCAAGUUCAAGAACGAAGGCUGUGUGGGAACAGGGGGCGAACAUGGAACUUGCCUCACCAAAAGUGAAUGUGCAUCCACCGGUGGAACCACCAUUGGCAAUUGUGCAUCCGGUUUCGGUCUGUGCUGUAAAAGCUCAAUUUCAGCAUGUGGAAGCACGGUGACACGCAAUUGCACCUACAUUACUAAUCCUGGUUAUCCUGGCUUUCAGACAGGGGCCACAAGUUCAUGCUCAUAUACUUUCAGCCGCAUCGUUAAUGAUUUGUGCCAAAUCCGCUUGGACUUCAUUUCCACUCAGAUGGGAGUGAGUGACACUGGCCUUUGCACCGACUCGAUUACGGUGACCAGUCCCACACGUUAUAGCCCCCCUGUGGUUUGCGGCAUGUUAGAUGGACAACACAUGUACCUAGAAACUGGACAGGCUGGAAUCGCAGGAAUGAUUUCCUUCAACUAUGGUGCUGCUGGUGCUGCUGGUGCUCUUGCUACCACUGGUACUCAACGACACAAGGUUAAGGUCACUUACUACGAGUGCUCAAGUCCCUCCAGAGCCCCCGCAUUCUGCACGCAAUAUUUCACUGGCAUCGGUGGAAAUUUCCAAUCCUAUGCUUAUGGUAGCAUGGUCAUGUUGCACAAUCAACGUUAUCGCACUUGCUUCCGAAGAGAGUCUGGUUAUUGCAACACUGAUUUCUCAGCUACAAGCCUAGAAUCGUUUAAGUUGCUGGACGGUGGAAUGGCUGGAAAAGCCAAAACGAUGGAAUGCACUUUUGCUUUUGUGACAGUUGGUCUUCCUGCGCCCACUGCGGCAAUGAUUUGUGGAGAGCGAUUUGAUGCCGAAGAGGGCAGCAAUCUCAAUGGAAUUAUCCGAGCUCGUGCCGAACCUUUCUACUUGGACACUUUCUCCUUAGAGCCUACGAUGGCCGAGAAAGGAUACGACUUGACUUACAGACAAUCUCCAUGCUCAUAGAUAUGUAUAUUGUUACUAGUCUUAAAUGAAUUUCUAUUUCAAAGUGUUGUCAAUAAAUAAUUUCAGAUUGA
Messenger RNA from Tigriopus californicus, 1283 nucleotides. RefSeq lists its product as uncharacterized. The transcript is spliced from 13 exons. Lineage: Eukaryota; Metazoa; Arthropoda; Copepoda; Harpacticoida; Harpacticidae. The coding region runs from base 160 to 1212 and encodes 350 amino acids. The record is from RefSeq and is a predicted model, not a curated record.